GAGAUAACUAUGUCAAUUCGUGUUCAGACCUGACAACUCUACUGUGCCGCAACGCGCUGACAAAGACAGCUCGGAUGGCGUACUCCACCGUUACUCUGGCGCAAGGAUGCUUCGGCAAGGUUUACCGGGAGAAGUACAACGACACCUGGGCCGCCAUCAAGAAGGUUCCCCAGCAACUCAUAAGCAGGAAGGAUCUGGAGAGGGAGUGCGAAGUGUACAACAAAGCCAAACACCCGAACAUAGUGAAGUUGUUGGGCAACAUCAACCUGAAAGACGGCAAAUGGAUCAUUCCGCUGGAGUUCGUCUUCGGAGAGGAGCUGGAGACAACCAUCUUCAAGGCGGCAAAGUCCAAAAUACAGCUGACUCCAACAAAUCGAGGCAAAAUCAUCAUAGGCAUGUGUGAGGGGCUCCUGCACCUCCACUCUAAAGAUAUCGUCCAUCAAGACCUCAAGCCUGAAAACAUCAUGGUGGAACACAACACCAACCGAGCCGUGAUCAUCGACCUGGGCCUGGCUAAAUUCUUCCGGCGCGGCCUCAACUCAGCCGUGGACAUGGGAAACGAGGCCUACUCGCCCCCCGAGGUGCUGGAGCGCCACAAGCAGCGGGACCAGCGCUCGGAUGUGUGGGCCAUGGGCAAGAUCAUCGCAGAGCUUUGCGCCCGCGUCCGGCUGCACACACCCAGUGUCCAGCCGGCCAAAAUCCGGGAGGUGAUGCACAGUCAUCCCUACUGCCAGGCCGUGUGCAGGAUGGUGGAGAGUAACCCUGCCCUGAGGGCCUCCAUGGUCGGCGUCAUUGCUGACAUAAGGAGGGCGGGCGGAGGUCAGGGACACCUCCCUUUGCCGUCGACUCAGAUCAGAAACCGGUCGGCGUCAGCGGGUCGGAGAGGAGCGUCUCCGUUCAACAAAGAUCGGCGAGCGCACUCACCAAUGAACAGGCGUGGAUCCCCACUGGGGUGGGAGCGCACCCCUCAACCGGACAAACUCGUCCACCACCGCGCCAGACAACCCCGCUCGGUGUCUCCACAGAGGAACCAAGCCCUAGUCGCAGCAGGAGGUAGAGGUGGCGUUGGUGGUGCACUAGAGCUGACCAAAGACAUGAUGAAGAUGGGCUUGUACCAGGAGGCCAACCGGGACCUGCCGUGCCACCUGCCCGCCACCGGCCGGGUGAUGGUGCGCCGCUUCGAGGAAAAGAACGGCGAGGUGGAAACAUGGGGGCAGAAGGAGGUGGUCAUGCGCGACGGCAAGAUAGUCAUGUACAAGGAUGUAACCUUCAACAAUUCAUAAUCAGAAUCCAUCUCAGAGAUUGGGGGGGAAGAAACGUUGGGGAUACAGUGAUCCCGUGCUAUAUUGCGGAUCGUUUGCGCCCACGCUAUUUUGUGGCUCCCUGAGCGAUUGCGUUUUAUUCAUUUUUACAUUAUACAGGCAAGUCCGAAUUUAGUUUUGUGCCUUAAGUGUAGUACCAUGUUGUUCCCCAACUUGCUGGACAGCACUGAGCUAUACUGGAAAAGAUACAGCGGAAUUAAGAACAGGAAAAGGAGGCAGAGAAAGUACCCAGCUAAACUCCAAUGAUAUUUGUUGUUUCCAUAGAGCAGAAUAUAUGCCUGUGUGUAUUGUGGUAUGAUGUCUGUAUAUGUUGCUGCUCCUUGUUUAAGCUUUAUAACUACCAUAACGUCAAAGAUCAUUUCAGUAAUCCCAUUCUAUGAUGUUUGACAUUAUGUUAGCAUUAAGAUAGCAGACAAAAAGGUUUUGGUUUGGUUGAACAGUUUAGUGUUUAAAUACACAAUGUUUAAUUGCCCUCCAUCCCAUGGGCCACUCCAGAUUUUAAUGCACAACACGAACACUGAGUAGGGACAGUGACUGCCAGUCGGGGACCUGGCAGUCAAAUUAACAGGGGUAAGGGGGGACAUCCACUAUGCUCAUGGCAGGGUGGGGGCCUCUCUCGUGCCCAGCAGCUGCCCCCGGAUUGUCCCCCUUUAUUGUUCCCCUAUUGGGCACUCCAAUUUGCCCUCCAUCCUCUGGCUGGGACGGGCGCUGACUACAGUGGCAGGCGCUACUGGUUGAGGAGGAGUCUCUCACUCUCCCCUGGGUGGGUGGGGGUGGCAUGGUGCGUGUGGCAGUGGACGGGGGUGGUUGAUGGCCAAGGGAGCGACGGUGGGUCCCUGUGUUCUCCUCUAGGGGGCCAGUUUUAGGGGUGCUUCGGUUGGGCUGAUGGGCCGCCCUGGGUCUCUCGGCAUGGGUGGUGUCCUGUCUACGGGGCUGUUCUCAGGUAGGCCCCUGGGCCCGCCCUCCCCUUCUCGGCUGGGUGGGAUGGGGUCCUCAACUCCCAUUGUGCUGGCACAGCAAUUCCAGGAUACUUCUGGCAUUUAUGUUGCAUGUGAGACUGUGUCAAUUUACUUGCAUAUGGCUGCAGACAGACACCCCUGGGAUUCAAUUGCUGGGUGUGGGACCACUCCCUAAUUACCAUCAAUAAAUCUUAUGACCUAGCGAACGUCUUGUGAGGUCCCCUCACUUUCACUCCAUUUAGAAUUUACACAGCUACUCCCACCACACUGCAGCAACCGGGUCCACUACCCUUGUCCUGCUCACUUCCCCUCCUGUCCUGACCUACAUUGUCCUGUUCUUCCCUCACAGAGUCUAGCACUACUGUGCCGGACAAUACUCAAAUCAAAUUUUACAUUGUAUUAUGCAUGUAAUGAUUUGUUUUGCUAAUUUCUGCUAUUGUCUUAUUUUAUUUUUUCCCCCUCUUUCAUCUCCUUUAUCUUUCAGUCACUCCACUUAAAAACAUCGUUCUGUCCGACUGAAAAUUUCAAAAGAACCACAGUGGUAGUAUGAAAUUGCACAGUAAAACUGUUCUGGCAUAAAAGAGAUACAGAAUCUCCAUUAGGCCUAACAACCAAACAGGACGCGUAAAAAAAAUAAUAAUAAUAAAAUAAAGUUUGUCUUUGUGAUAGGUGCCAUGCUAUCAUUUUUUGUAAAAGAAUCCUGGCACAAUCCUGGUUCCAAAAUACUUGGGAAUUUCUCCCAAAAUAAAUUGAAACCAUUUAUUCCUCAUCUCGUCUGAGUUUUGCAGGGGAUGCAAAGCUUUGCACAAAACACCGCACAUUGUCACUCAGCCAUUUGUUUCUGAGAUGAGCGGGCGUGUACCAACCACGAAGUGAGCAGGUACUUAAAUAUUGACAAAACUGUCACCAUGAUAGCAGAUUCAAAUGCACCCGUUUUGCAAGCGGUUGGGUGUUGAAAGGCUACUGCAUUCGAUUGUCAAAUCAGAUGUCAAACAUAAACCACAUCACACACUCAUUUUGACCUAUGCUAUGCAUAAGACAGUAGAAAAACAAAGUAUGUUGAUGGAAGGGGACCGUUAAGUGUUCUCAAACAGCGUGUCCUCACGUAAACUAGUUUUCCUUUUGUUGCAGUGUAAAUAAAGCUUUAUCUCCUCCAUGCUGUCAAACCAGGCAGGUUGUGCGUGGUUAUGCUCCGUCAUUAUAGCAACAUAUUGACAGCUUGUUGAUACUGGAAUCAGUCAAAUGCGAUACUGCGUAGUACCACUCCGCCAAGUCGUUUGUUUCAUGUCAGUUUUACAGUAAACCUGAACUGGAAGGGACAAAAAAAAAAAAAAAAAAAAAAAAAAAAAAAAAAAAAAAGCUUGAAGCAAACGCACUUUACCUCUCAUUUGAGUCUUCUGUUUUCUCAAAGUGAUAUUGUAAGAGUCUCUCAUUUCUUGACAACGACAGUGAGAACAGGCGGUAAGGAAUACUUUAAACAGUUUUGUGCUUAAAGCAUGUUAGAGGGGUAAAACUAUCAAAUGAUGUGUGGAUCGUCAUACCUUAUCGCACCAGAACUUGACCCAUUGUAGGGUUUUGGGUGAAAUUUCAGGAUGAACCAAAAAAAUGCACUAUCGCAGGUUAAUUUGACCUUUGAACUGAUGUUGUUUCAGUAUUUUUUGCACAACUUCAUGGAGGCGCAGGGUGAAAUUCACAUGCGCUGGAGGAAUGGAAAUUUCCAAGGCGGUGCACUUCUGUGCCUCUUCCAGUCUUCCUGCACCCCUGUUGCAACCUUCCGAUGGCACACUGUGACAGAGAUGUCAAACUCAGUUUCAUCCAGGGGCCCUUAAUAAAGUGAAACCAUAUAAUUGUAUAAUAACCUCCUUGUGAUAUAUAGUAUACACAACAAAUUGAUGGAUAACUAGUUUUGAAAUCCGAAGUCAAUGCAAUUAGUUUGUUCAACUAUGGAUUAAUUAUCCUCACUAGGGUCACGGGCAUUUAAAGUUUUAGAGAACUUCAAAUUAAGUUCCACUGAGGUGCAUUUUAGGUUCAUCCUGAAGCUUCACCUCCAAACCCAAUAUCCCUAACUUUGUGAGUAGUGCAUUAUGUUUGCAUGCGCAGCCAAAAAGACCGUUUACCCUCUGGGCAGAGCAAAUACAAGCUAGUGAAUAAGCACACCUGAGCACAUGCUGUAUUACAGCUGGAAUAGGACACCUGGAAAUGCCUGUGGAACACAUUGGAACAUGCUUUCUAGACCUGCAGUCUAGACCCGUGACUGUGAAGCAGGCUCAAACUUUAUUUACGAAUAUAAAUUAUGCUUAGUCUCGUGAUUUGCUUAUUGUAAUUUUAUUCAUGGUUUUGUUUUUGUGUGUGUGAUUUCACAGGACUUGAAACCACGUGUUCCGUUUGUUUCUUGGGAACAUACUCAUGGUUGUCAGUGUAACCCGCUGCAUGUUAAAAUGUUUUUGUUUACAGUUUUGGCCCCAUUGUGUCACUGCAUUCCACUGUCAAUACUUUUAAUAUACCUUGUAAAUUAAAUGUGUAAUAAAAAAGGUAACCGAUAUUUAAAAUGGGAACUCACGCUGAGACCUCACACCACAGAGCUAGCUACAUUUGAUUUUUAGAGACAAAUGGACGUCAACUUUAGGAAAUUCUAACCACAGGGAACCCCCUCACAUUCAUGGCUGCACAUUCUCAAAUUCACCUAUUCGAGAUUUUUGGGGGGGACCUAUGCUCUGUUAUUCGCAGAAUGUUUUAUUUUUUCUGCAGUUUUUGUGAUCAGCCCAAAGCAAGAAAAGCAUUGUUUCAUUGUUUUUGGCACCAUCUUGUGCCAAAAAAACUAUGUUGAAUUGGUAUGAGGAGAUUUAUUUAGACAAAUGCAGUGCUUCGCCACCAUCUUGAAGCAUCUAUAAACUUUUUUUGAAGGGGGGGUGUUUCAAUGACUUUUAGACUUUCGCGGCAGGGCUCAGUCCCCACGUUGUUCAUCAUAGGAAAACUCACUCUGGUGUUGAAACAGGAGUUCAGAACAUUCAGAUAGAGAUACUGCCAUCACAAUAAAGGAUUUGCCAUCUGUUGCCCCCAAAUUGUGGAAUGCACGACAGCUUAAGAACUGCCUGUUCAGUGGCCAUUAAAAAAAAAGCAUAUGAAACCAAUUUGCUCAAGCAGGUAUUCCAGUAAGACUACGUUUUUGAUUUGUUUCAGAUUGAGUUUAUUCUUGUUUGAACUGUAAAACAUGAUUCUGCGUUUUAGUAUCUAUGUAGAGUAAGACUGCAUUUUAAGAAUGUGAAGCACGUAGCAAGUCCUCUGUGAAAAGCAUGAUAAAUAAAAUUUACUUAACAUUU
This is a messenger RNA of Phycodurus eques (leafy seadragon), 5601 nucleotides long. RefSeq lists its product as uncharacterized. Gene Ontology annotation, molecular function: protein serine/threonine kinase activity; ATP binding. Gene Ontology annotation, biological process: protein phosphorylation; mitotic DNA damage checkpoint signaling. Bases 75 to 1283 code for a protein of 402 amino acids. The transcript is spliced from 6 exons. Lineage: Eukaryota; Metazoa; Chordata; Actinopteri; Syngnathiformes; Syngnathidae. The record is from RefSeq and is a predicted model, not a curated record. Gene Ontology annotation, cellular component: nucleus.